Molecule: messenger RNA, 882 nt
Organism: Drosophila serrata
Lineage: Eukaryota; Metazoa; Arthropoda; Insecta; Diptera; Drosophilidae
Product: serine protease grass-like
Biological process (GO): proteolysis
Molecular function (GO): serine-type endopeptidase activity
Source: RefSeq, a predicted model, not a curated record
GGAAGGUGUUUGUUGAUUGCCUAAUCCUGCAAAUUCUGGACGUUCGGGGAGUCCCCCAUUUGCUGGAUUCUCAGUGUGUGGCCUCAAAGGCAUCGGCUAAGGUGGUGAAUGGUCAAAAUGCUGAUAUAUUGUUCAAUCCCUGGAUGGCAAUGAUUAUUGAACGCGGUCAGAUGAUAUGCGGAGGCUCUCUGAUUCAUUCUCGUUUUGUGUUGACUGCCGCCCAUUGCUCUAGAAAUUAUACGUUAUCAGUUCGUCUGGGAGAUUAUGAUAUAAGCCAUAGGAAUUCGGAUUGCACUAGAGAUGGCUGUAUUCCAGGACCCAAGGACUUUAUUGUGACACACACCUAUACCUAUGUGCCAUAUAAAGACUUCCACGACCAUGACCUGGCUCUACUCAAGCUCAAUAAAACUGUGCAGUACAGCGCUUACAUCAAACCCAUAUGCCUGCUUGUGGGUGUGGAAGCACGUUUCUUGAAUAGAAUUUCGCGUUUCAAUAUCACUGGUUGGGGUCGCACCAAGUCCAGUGUAGUCAGUGUCGUCCUCCAGCAGACCACCUUGCAAAACUAUCCAGUUGGCCAUUGUGCCAGAUUAUUUGGCCGAAAUAUGAGCACAUCCCACAUCUGUGCUGGUAGUGCAUCCAGCUCCACUUGCUCUGGGGAUUCUGGAAGUCCUUUAACCGCCAGAAUUGUUUGGGAUAUGAAACGCGUUGUCCAGUUUGGAUUGGUGAGUUAUGGCAGGAUGAAUUGCCAAGGACCUACCGUCUUUCCAAAUCUUUUAAAAUACGGCAAUUGGAUAGAGAACACAAUUAACCAAGUUUUAGCAAAAGCCUCUACAAAACAAAAAAAUAAAUAAAUAAAUACAUAAUAUAUGUGGUCAAGUUGUU